UUUCUCUCUGUUCAACAGUCUUCCUUAUCCUCCAUCUCUUUGGGUUGAGUGUUCUUCCUUGAUCCCCAAGCUACCAUACACCUUACCCUUCCAGUUCAAUCCGCAGCCAUGGAAGCCGGUGGUCAGAGAUACUCUGUUCUUGUGAAAAGCGAAGUUCGUGAGCAGAUGGUGAAGGAAAUCGAUCAGAUCUCGGAGGUCUUCUCGGUGUCAAAGUCGGAUGCAACCGUAAUCCUAACCCGUCUCCGAUGGAACUCGUUUAAGGCCUCAGAUCGUCUUGGUGACAACAAGGAGAAGUUUCUGGCGGAGUUAGGGCUGGUUCGUGUUGUCGAUUCCAACUCUUCUUCUGCAGAUCGUGAGAAGGCGACCCUUUCCGAUGGUACCAAUGGAGAUUACUUUGUCUCCACACCCUUUUGCUCACACAAGUUUUCAAAGACUUGCUGGAGUGAAUAUCUCACCGAUGCUCUGGAGAAGAACAAGGAGGAGGGAGGACUCAUCAUCUCUUGCCUGAACCAAGACUGUGUCGCCCCCGUUGGACCUGAUACCAUCGGAAAACUCAGUGAGCCAGUGAAGGAUAUGUACGAGGGAUAUCUUAUGAAAUCCUUCGUGGAGGGCCAUAAGGCAACGAUCAAAUGGUGUCCUGAAUCGGGUUGUCAAUACGCCAUAGUGCUUCAGGAGGAUACUGAAGUUGAUUUCGGUGUGGUCUGUUUGUGUGGCCACACCUUCUGUUGGACAUGCGGGCUUGAGUCACACCGCCCGGUGACCUGCAAGAAAGCAUCAAUUUGGUGCAAGUACCUGUUGGAUCAUUCAAGGAGCGUUGCUUGGAUCAAUAGCAACACCAACCCGUGUCCCAACUGCAGCAGUCCUGUGCAGCAGAAUGGUGAUCCUGCUUACAGGCUAAUCGAAUGUAUCUGCGAGCAUAAGUUCUGUUGGGUCUGCUUACGCACGGAGGAAGAGCAUAACGGGAUGUGGAAUUGUGCUCCAGUCGCUGAUCCAGUGGCGAAUUCUUCUCCGAGUGAACUCACUCAGAUUCUCCACCUGCAACUCUGGGAGGCAGACCAGAAAGCAUUGGAGGAAGCUAAAUCCAAACGGAAAGACCUUGAGGAAAACAUCAUUCCGAAAAUAGUGGAGAUAUGCGGACUAAGCGAGCAGGACCUUAAGACAGUAAGAGAAGCAGGGAUGCUAAUUGUUCAGUGCAUCCAGGUACUGAAAUGGAGUCGUGUGUUUGACUACUUCAUAAACGAGUACGAAAGCACGAAGAAGCAGUACCUGAAACACCUACGAGAUCAAGCGAGCGCAAUGCUUCGGAUGCACGGAUGGAAUCUUGGUAAGGUUUUAGAGGAAUCCCUCGUAAGAAGAAAUGUAUAUUGCUCAAAGCACAUGUUGGAAACCAGUACAACAACCACUGGUAAUCACUUUGAUGGAUUCGUCAAGGAGCUGGAAGAUGGAAUGCCACAAGUGAAGACUGAAGCAUAUGAGGAUGGACCUGGACCGAGCAUUCACUGGCUCUGCCGUAGGUGCACGUUCGAGAACAGCUAUGUUGAUAAACAUUGCAAGAUGUGCGCUUUCCCGCUGGUCUCUCCUGCGCCUCCUCCUCCUCCUGAAGACCUUGGAAAAAUGGAGUGAGAGCGAAUGAUGAGUAAAAGACAUGUCUCAUCAAAGUGAUUGGUGCUGGUUUCGUUCUAUGUCGUAGCUUCUCUUGUGUUGAUUUGGGUUUAAGAGUCUCCUUUGUUUGUCCCCCGUGUGUUGGAUCAUCAUCCAUCAUAUUGGUUUAAGAGUCUUGUUGCAUUUGUCUUUUCAAGUCUUUUGUUUUUUUCUUUUUGUCGCUGUCUAAAGUUUCAAGUCAUAUUGUUUGUUUUGAGUCUA
Molecule: messenger RNA, 1863 nt
Organism: Capsella rubella
Lineage: Eukaryota; Viridiplantae; Streptophyta; Magnoliopsida; Brassicales; Brassicaceae
Product: probable E3 ubiquitin-protein ligase ARI16
Exons: 3
Coding region: 109-1623 (504 amino acids)
Biological process (GO): positive regulation of proteasomal ubiquitin-dependent protein catabolic process; ubiquitin-dependent protein catabolic process; protein polyubiquitination
Cellular component (GO): ubiquitin ligase complex; cytoplasm
Molecular function (GO): zinc ion binding; ubiquitin protein ligase activity; ubiquitin conjugating enzyme binding
Source: RefSeq, a predicted model, not a curated record